Molecule: messenger RNA, 1131 nt
Organism: Eurypyga helias (sunbittern)
Lineage: Eukaryota; Metazoa; Chordata; Aves; Eurypygiformes; Eurypygidae
Product: guanine nucleotide exchange factor DBS-like
Exons: 8
Biological process (GO): positive regulation of Rho protein signal transduction
Cellular component (GO): cytoplasm; extrinsic component of membrane
Molecular function (GO): guanyl-nucleotide exchange factor activity
Source: RefSeq, a predicted model, not a curated record
GCCUCUUUCCCAGGAAACCUGCAACUAGUCCUUGUUCUGCGCCCAACAGGAUUUUUUCAUCGAGCUCUCUCGGACAUUGCUUUCAAGAUCAACCAACAUGAGUGUAAAAUGAAAGUACCUAUCAUAAUGCUGGGCUCAGUGUCAGAACUGCAGAGUUACAUUGAUAAAACACAGUUAACAGAAGAUCUUGGUGGCACCCUGGAUUACUGCCAUAACAGAUGGCUGUCCAAUCGCACUGCUAUAGAAAGUUUCGCCCAAAAGGUUAAGCAAACAGCUCAGAUUCUCCAGUCCUUUGGGACUGAGCUGGCUGAAACAGAACUACCAAAUGAUGUGCAAUCAACCAGCUCCCUCCUUGCAAUGCACACGGAAAAGAAGGACAAAAUGAAGGAGGAUAUCAGGUUAGCAGUAGAACAGGGAGAUGAUAUCCUUGGAAGUAUCACGAAACCAGUUACUGAGAAUCCUGAAUACAAACUGAAUCAAGAUCAGCUAGACAAUCAAACAACUGUAGAAAGACUUCUGGCUCAGUUACAUGAAACAGAGACUGCCUUUGAUGAGUUUUGGAUUAAGCAUCAGCAAAAACUUGAGCAGUGUCUGCGCCUUCGGAAUUUUGAGCAGAAUUUCAGAGAGGUCAAAGCAGCUUUGGAUAUUGUGUCCGAGAGACUGUCUGCUUUCACAGGUGUGGGAAACAGCUGUUCACAUGUGGAGCACAUUUUGAAAGAUCUCACCAGCUUCGAAGAAAAAUCAUGCGAAACUAUAGCAAAAGCCAGACUGCUAGCCUCAGAGGGUGAUGCUUUUAUUCAAAGUAAUCAUUAUGCAGUGGACUCCAUUAUUCCAAAAUGCAGUGAACUUCAUUAUCUCUGUGAUGCCUUUACUACUGAGACAGAACGGAGGAGGAAUCUUCUUAACAAAUCUCUAGAACUGCAUGGCUUGCUGGAAAAGUCUAUGAAGUGGUGCGAUGAAGGAAUUUGUCUGCUGGCUUUGCAGCCGGUAGAUAAGUGUCAGUCUCAGGAUGGUGCAGAAUCAGCAUUACAGGAGAUUGAGAAAUUCCUGGACACUGGUGUGGGCAAUAAAAUCAAGGAGUUGAAUAAAAUUUACAGAGAGUAUGGACACAUCCUCAACGAGGAUCUUAAG